GCGCCUGAACCAUUUUUGUGUCGUCCAAUAUCGUGUAUAUGGGGGGCCUAUCCGCAGCACAGGAGGCGCUGCUGCAUGAGAUUUUAGCAAAAAUAACAGGAAAUGAAGCGCAUAUACUUCGUAUUUUCUCAUUUUUAUUGGAUGAUUUGCAUUAUUAUCGGCCUAUAUGCUCUCUUUCACCGGAAGAUGCCCUCUGGAGCCCUUGGCAUAGACUAAUAUAUACGCUGCUGCAUGGAAAAAAGGCAGAACAGCGCUGGAUUGGAGCAUGUCUUGUUAAGAUCAGCGUAUGUCAGAACGGGGAAAGUUUAAUUCACCAUGGUACUGUAUGGUGCCAGCGCUUAAUAGCACUUAUCAGUGAAGAGGAAAAGGAUACAGUGGUUCGACGAGCAUGCCUUAGUUUUAUCUAUAUUAUGCUUUAUUCAGAGGGAAAAGCAGUUUGUAUGCGUUCAUUUGUGACGCCAUUUCUUGGGACGUUUUUAAAGAGCUUAAUUGCACUUCCUAGCAGAAAUAUGCUGCUUACAAGUACAUGUAUACGUAGUAUAUUGGAUAUUAUUGAGGUUUAUCCGAGUAUAUGCAGGCCAUUUGUCUCAGGAAUUAGGUCUAUGGGUGUUCGUGCUAUAAAAGAGCAUAAUAUGAAUGAACCAGAUGUUCAAAAGGGACUAUUUCAGAUAUUAUCAAGGUUACAUCUUUGUGAAUCAAAGGAUUAUGGAGGGGAGAAGUGGAAUUCUGGAGUAUUAUCAUGUAUUUUUGAGUUACAUAAUAUAAUUGAUCAUUUUUUUGAGGAAUCAGAGAAUGGGCGAUAUACAUGUUCAAAGGUGUCUGAAUGGGAGCAAGAAGUAUUUUCAGAAGACUUUUAUGAAGCAAUUGAGCAAGGUUUGCAUAGAUUUGAAAAAUACAUGCAAAUUAUGCAGCAAUAUUUAAACCAAUCGACUCCUUAUUAUGUAAAGAUACCGUGUGGACAGCUUUUUUUCCUUAUUUUUAAAGUCUUUGGUAUAAAUACAACAUCAAAUACAAAAUUGAUAUUAGAUAACAAGGAGAAAUCAGUAUUGCUUAUGAAAAUCCCAUAUUUUCAUUUGAUGACAAUAGAACUUUUGACUAUUAUGAUUCAAAUUCUUGGUUCGAAUAUUUUGCCAUAUCUUUCAGGCUUAGUUCUUCAUCUUAGUCGUCUCUUUUCUAGGGAAAAAGAAUUGAUACCAUUAAAAGUGUCUAUAUACAAUGUUUUUAGCACACUUUUUCAGAAUGUUGGAACGUCUUUUUCAUCCAGUAAAUUGAUAGAUGUAGUUAUUCAGGAAGCAUUAAAUGAUCUUAAUGAACUCUUAACUAUUUCACAACAAGUUUCUAUAUUGAAUGAUAAAAAUGAGUCAAAGAAGAAUAAGACAUCAAAUAUAGCACUAAAUAGUUCUAAAUUUCAGAAAGGAUAUAUGGAAAAUGUAACAAAGGCAUCAUUGAACUUUAUUUCUUCUGUUAUAAGUUAUUUGCCUUCAGGAAUACUUUCUUCAGUUCAGAGAUCACUUAUAGACAAAACUAUUAUAUCUGUUGCAUUAUUUCCUAGUCUAAGAAAGAGACUGCAAAAACAAAUAUAUAAUUCAUUGAUAAAUAAUGUUAUUUCACCAGGAAAUACACAAGCAAUCAUUUUGCCACAUGUAAUACGUAUUUUUCAAGAAGCUGGUAAAGAAACAGACAUUUUUACAUACAAAAUGAAAAACUUUAAUCAUAUAAAAUUUUUGACACUUGAUGCUAUUAUACAUCCUAGAUUUCCUCCAUUACAGAGGAGAUUUAAAGAAGAAACAUUAAAAGAAGAAGAAGAUCAUGGUAGAUCAGAAAUAUUACAAAAAACUAAUGAAAUCUAUCUUAAACAUUUAAAAAAUGACAAUAUAUCAAAUAUGUCUAAUAUUUAUCAUAUACAGGACAAUUGUAAUAUAUUAAAAUCACAAGAAAAAGAAGUAUUAAAUAUAACUCAAGAUACAACUUCUCAUUCUACAAUUGAAUCAGAAGAAAAGUUGAAAUUUUCAAACAAACAUAUAUUUAAAACUUUCUUAAAUAAUAAUACACAAAACAAAGAUUUAUCAGAAAAUAUACUUCAACCACUAAUAAAAACUAUAGAAGAAGAAAAUAAUCUAAAUACUAUUCUAAUAAGUAAAGAGAAUGAGUCAGAUAAUUUAUCAGAUACUGAAAUUCCUACAAUUGUUAUGGAAGAUAGUAGUAGUGAAGAAUAAUCAAGAUAAUUCAAUUCAUUCAUAUCGAAUUCAAUUCAUUCUCUUAUAUAGAGAUCAGUUAUUUCAGGAAUAUCUGUAAUUUGCUUAUUAAAUAUGGGAAAAUCUUUCAAAACAUCAUCCCAUGAUAUUAAUCCUUCUGAAAGCUCUUUAAUGACUCUCAAUAUUUCUUUUUCUGAUGCUCUUAUUUGUCUUGUUGUAUCUCGUUCUCUAAGGGUUAAACUAUGAAACAUGAAAGAAGGCUAAAUCACUUUUAAAAAUAUACCUUCCAUCAUUUACUGUUUGGAAAUCAACUGUUAUUCCAAAUGGUGUACCUAAUUCAUCAUUUCUUGAAUAUCGUCUACCAAUUGCAGCAGAAGAAUCAUCAACUUUGUGAGAUAUCCCAAGUUGACGCAAUUCAAAUGCUAAUCAUCAUUAAUAAUAUUCAUAAUAUCAAUCUAAUAUUACAUAAUUUAUCAAUAAUAGGAUCAAAUGCAGAAUUAUUACUUAAUGGAACUAAUAAACAUUUGACAGGUGCAACUAUAGGUGGAAAAGAAAGAACCUUCUAGUAUUAAUAUGUUGAUUAAACAUUUAUAAAAAGAAACUUACACAACGGUCAACAUCAUCAGAUCUUAUCCAAUAAGAAUGUUCAAUAAGAGAAUAUAAAAUCCUUCCAAUACCAAAAGAAGGUUCAAUUACAUUAGGAAUAUACUCGCGAACUUUAAAAAUCAAUCUUAAUUAAUAAAAAUAUAGAAAGGUACCGCUAAUUGUCUUUUUAACUUGUUCAAUUGUAAAUAAUGAUGAUGGAAUUUCAAAUUCUCUUCCAUCCUCUACUUUAACUACAAUUCUACCUUCUGAUGCUGCUUGAUCACGAUAUCUUAUUUUAUCUUCAUUACUCCAACUAGAAAUAGCUUGUUCAACAACUUUUAAAUCUUUUUUAAACAAAGGACCAAUCUUUUUCUUAUCUACAUUAACAACCCAUUCUGUAACCUCCAUAGGCUUCGGUAAAAGCUCCCUAACAACAAGUUUUUCCUUUGUCUUCUCUGAAUGAACUGUCAAAUCAUAUGCUGCACGGUCUGCACAUCCAACACACUCAAUCCAUCCCUAUAAUAAUUAAAAAAGUUUAAAAAAUUACCUAAAAUUCACAUAUGACGUUAGCAAUUCCGCAUCCCAGCAAUCACUAGCAUAAUGUGCCAUUUCAUUAUUCAUAUGUUGUCUAAAUCUAAGCUUUUCCUUGUUCAUUCCAAUCCUAAUCAAGAAUAAAUGUAUUCGUGCAAGAAAAUAUGCCAAUGUAGUAUUCUCUAAGAUACCCUAACAUACAUUUAUCCUGUUCAAUGUCAUUCUACACAUCUUACUCUUGCUACUGCUUCUCCAAUCUUCAUCUCUAUAACCUCUUCUUUACCAGACAUUUGUAUUUCCCUUGUUAAGAAUUUCAUUUUGACAUUUUCUACCUCAUUAAAUCGUCUAUGAUCCUUAUUCAAAGGAUCUACAUAGUGCUCAAUCUCUGCCAUUGUAAAUUCCCUCAUCCGUAAUAGUCCACUCCUUGGACUAAUCUCAUUUCUAAAACUUUUACCUACAACCACUGAUGCAAAUGGCAUUUUGCCAUUGUUAAACUCUA
Molecule: messenger RNA, 3810 nt
Organism: Pneumocystis carinii B80
Lineage: Eukaryota; Fungi; Ascomycota; Pneumocystomycetes; Pneumocystales; Pneumocystaceae
Exons: 7
Coding region: 39-2216 (725 amino acids)
Biological process (GO): rRNA processing
Cellular component (GO): nucleus
Source: RefSeq, a predicted model, not a curated record